AUGGCUCUGCUGUCGCCGUCGCGGCUCGAAGCGCUGCGCCUCAUCCGCGAGCAGCUCCGCUGUACACUAUGUCACCACACGCUCCAAGACCCCCAGUGCCUCGACUGCAAGCACAACUUCUGCCGCUCGUGCAUCCUGUCGCACCUGCGGCGCAAUCGCUCCGACUGUCCGCAGUGCCAAUUGCCCACGCGGCCGAGCGAAGUGACGCGGAAUCAGUUCCUCGAGAGCCUUUUGGGCGCGUGGCAACACGUCGAGACAGAGCUCGCGGCACUGACUGGCGACGUGCGACUGCACGCGGCGCAGUAUACGGCCCACGACACGGACGAAGCGCUGCACCGGGCGCUUCAUGGCGCAGGAACGGCAGGAGAAGGGGCCACGAGCGGAGCGAGUGGGGACGUGGAGGACCUGCAGGCGACAAGAGGGCGCGUGGCGAACCACAAGUGGGACAUUGACACGCAGGAGAUCCGCCAGGAACUCAGGUUGGCAGAGCGGUACAUGCCGCAGCACUAUGGCUCGAGGCAGCAGCAGCAGCAGCAGCAGUCGAGUACGAGUCAGUGGAAGAAAACGAGCAGCAGUGACUUACCAGAGGAGUACAAAGGGAGCAGUGCGAGUGCUCGAGGACACGCGAGGAGCGAAGGAGCGGGCAGUGGCUGUAGACGAGACGGCGGGCGUCGCAAGCGGGAGAAGCAGAAGCAGUCGGCCAUGUCGCUCGUGGAAGUGGCUGUAGUCGAGAGCAGUGACGUGGGGACGCAGAUGGGUGAGAGUGACGACGAGGACGAGGAGGACGAGGAGGACGUGGACGAGGAAGACGAUAGUGAGACGGGAUGGCAAGUGCCGGCGGCACGGACCAGUAGCUUGAUGGCGACGCAAGAAGUGGAGAGCUAUAUGGACCGCAUUGCCAAGCAACGGGAAGCGCUGAGUCAGUGGGAGAAAAGCCGAGCGGGGAAAAGUGAUGCAACGUCGUCGCUGCUGGACUUGGAGCGGUCGCUGCUACGUAGCAACGGGUUUGAUGAGUUGCUGAAAGAGCGACGGCGAGCGUCAACGUACUGCAACUUCUUUGACAACAGCGACGCGAUGACGCAAAUGACUCAGAUGCCGUCAUCUACGAGUGUGUUCGAGUCGCCGGACCUGUUGGCUUCGUUCCGACGGCAAAAGUACACUCGCGAUGACGAGAGUGACAACGAUCGACGGUCAGCAAGUAAAGCGACGCCGUGGAUUCCAUCGACACGUGCGUCUCCGUUGUUGCAGGCUCGAGGCAGAGGUUCCUCGCCGUCACGUAAACGACUGCGCAUGCCCGUACCUGAGCACGAGUAUCCGGUAUGUCAGCGCAGUGUGCCAGCCAUUGAUCCAUCUCUGAAGUGUUCGGAGGUGGACAACGAAGAUGAGGUCCAUGAUAGUCAGGUAGCAACGAGUGAAGAUGCGAAGGAAUCGGACGACGACGAUGAAGAAGAAGAAGAAUACGAGAUGAAGCCGGCAGUGCCGGUACCUCCAGCGCCCAAGCACAGUAGCUGUGGGUCUGAUGCGAAGUGCGGACACUCAGGUUUGUCCUCGCAAACGGAUGGACGUCGUCCUCGUGGUGACUGCUGCAAUGCUGCGGCCGCAUUCCAGACGGACGAGCAACAGCACCGCAGUCCCGAGCCGCAAAGAACGAAGCCACUGGUAUGCUCUGCUUCAGACACAAGGACUUGCAGUGGCACAAAUGCAGCUCAGAAGGCAAGUGGCAUUGCAAGACCACAUUCCACGGACAGCUCGUCCAGACCUCCCGUUCGCGCUUCGAACGGCCAUGUCAAGGCACCUCCAGUGGGCGGCUGCAGCUUCGUGUUUGUGAGCUCUGACCUCACCCGUGAAGAAGUAAAGCGUGUGCUCGAGGCCACGCAGCAGCUGGGAGGCAGGUUCGGGCACGACUUUGACCUCAAGCGCGACCCUGUCACAGGUCGCUUUUGCACGUCUGUGACCCAUUUGAUCACGAAAGCAGUGCCGCCUGUCGGCGCCAUUGACGGUGCAGACCCCGACGAGUUGCGGUGCAAGCGCACGGCCAAGUACAUGCGCGGACUGGCCGAAGGGAGUUUCGUGAUGGACUUUUCCUGGAUCACAGCGAGUUUGUCGGCAGGCAGGUGGCUGACUGAAGAGCCCUUCGAGAUGAUUGGCGACAUCUACAGCAACGCUGUUGGAAAACCGCACGAAGGGCGUCUGCGGCGCGUGCAGACUGGACGACGCAACAGCAUUUUCAGCGUGCUCAGCUUUGUGCUGCUCGUGUCGGAAUCCGAGUUUGACUUCCAGUUCAACUCGGUGCGAGCGCUGGUCAACAACUUUGGCGGCACUGUCGUGCGGGCCGAGAGCUUUGCCAAGGCCGACCGCAAGCAGCGCUCGCGUCGCGCUCCCGUCGGCGUCGUGGCCAAGACGACGCUGCCUUCAGAAGCCAAGACCAAGUGGGAGCAGUUCCAGAUCCCUAUCGUGCGCAUCACGUGGAUCUUCGACAGCGUGAGUCACCUUGAAGUGCUGCCAUUCGAUGACUAUUAUCCGUAUUAA
This is a messenger RNA of Hyaloperonospora brassicae, 2529 nucleotides long. Lineage: Eukaryota; Oomycota; Peronosporomycetes; Peronosporales; Peronosporaceae. The record is from the annotation of a GenBank genome assembly.